AUGAAUGGGAAAAUUAAGCCUGGGGAGAGAAACAGGCCGGACCUUCGGGGGAGGGGCGGUGCCCGUGGCGGGUCGCGGGAGGCGGGGGCUCACGGAGGUCCUCCCGGCACGGCACCGGGCGCAGAAAGGGGACCCCGGGGCCCGCGGGGCAAUGCUCCGGCUCCCGCCGCGACCCUGGUGCGGGACGCGGAUCGCACAGCCCGCGAGGGGCCGGUACACCCGUGUUUCCUGAUUCUGUUAGAGGAGCUGGGCGGGCUGGGGCCUGGGACCCAGGGGCCUGGGGCCACCGGGUUGCCCCGGACCCGCCACCGCCCGAAAACAGCGGUGGCCUCCGCGGGAGCCCCCGGCCGAGCGCGCAGAGCCGCGGCGGCCGCCUCAGUCUCCCGGUCCGCGCAGUGGGGCUGCCCCGCCACGUCUCCGCGGGCCACGCCUUCCCGGGGCCGCCGCCUCCAGAGCCCGCCGGGCCCGCUCACCUCCGCGCGGCCGGGCGCGACGCCGCUCGGGAGGGCGGCCCGCGGGGUGGGCUGCGCCUGCGGCUCGGGGCGACCCCGGCUCGGGACCCCGCGCCUCCGCCAGGACCGGAACGUGGCCGCGGGCGCCGGGAGACCCCUUCCGGGCGGCUCGAGUUACCCCCCGCGCCCCUCCCCUCCCGCGGCUCACCGGGCGGUCCGCGAAGCCGCCCCUGAUCCACGCGUGGGGGGGAAACUGAGGCCCCAGAGCCCGGGACAGAGCUGGUCAGCGGCGGGCGACCUCGAACCCAGGGCCCCACCGCAGGCCGUCCGCGGGCCUCGGACCCAGCCCACCGCCGGGAGAACUCGGAGCCCUUCUCUCCCCCUCUCCAGACCCCUCAUCCCGCCCGGCCCACUUUUCCCACCGAGCCAAGCCUGGGACGGCUUCGGCCCGGCGCCUCCUCUGGGCGGGCUCCUAUCCAGCCCGCGAGGCCCGGGCGAGCUUCCUGGCGACUCCACCCGGCCCCUGAAAUUCUCGAAUCUGUUUCUGGGGCUUAUCCAUUUCUGCUUCCGCCACUGCCAGCGGCCUGCCGCCCACCCGCGGCUCCCAGGCUCUGCCUGGGGUCGGUCUCUUGGUGGACUGUAGUGAAGGUCGCAGGAGUGCUCAGCCACACACCAGAGGCUGGAAGCCAGCGAGAGAGAGAGAGAGCACUCAAGCAAGCAGAGGGAGAAGGAGAGAGAGAACUCAAGCAGGCUCCGCAGGAGGCCAACCCUGGGCUCUAUCUCACAGCUCUCAGAUCAUGACCUGAGCGGAAGUCAGGAGUGGCAGGUUUCAUCCUACUGAGCCGCCCGGGUGCCCCAGCGGAGCUCCAGUUC
Molecule: messenger RNA, 1325 nt
Organism: Mustela erminea (ermine)
Lineage: Eukaryota; Metazoa; Chordata; Mammalia; Carnivora; Mustelidae
Product: collagen alpha-1(I) chain-like
Exons: 3
Coding region: 1-1095 (364 amino acids)
Source: RefSeq, a predicted model, not a curated record